Lachancea meyersii CBS 8951 is the source of this 2109-nucleotide messenger RNA. The record is from the annotation of a GenBank genome assembly. Lineage: Eukaryota; Fungi; Ascomycota; Saccharomycetes; Saccharomycetales; Saccharomycetaceae.
AUGUCGCUUGCCUUUCAAAACGAGCUCACGCCAGCCCGAGACACCACUUCAGACUCUCCAAGAUCGUCGCAGGAACAGCGAUGCUACUCGUCGCCAACAUCGGUCGAGAGCUACAGCAAGAAACAUGGCACACGGGAGCUGGCAGAGCAUUCGGUGGAUCCGCUGGACGGAUCUAGGCCGGUCAGACUGCAUCCAGUGCCAAAAGGAAGUAUCGGUCCGCCUGAUGCCGCGUCGCUCAGCCAGACGUGGCACAAACUCCAGCUGGACGAUGAAGCGGCCACAAGUGGCACGAUGGACGUGACAGAGAAAACGACGGGUGCGCACGACUACGAAAGCGUGCUGGACCACCACAGCUUGGUGGAGAACGGGUCGUUCAUCCAGGGUCUGGACGACGAAAAAGUGCUGCUCAACGGCAGCACUUCGCGUAAAAAACCCUCGAGACGGGCUACUCAAGACUCCGGCCACUCCCUGCGUCAAUUUCCGUUUGAUUCCGGCAAGCACGCUAAAAUUGUGCCUGUUCCAUCUCCUACGGAAGAAGCGCAGGAUCCAGCCAUAAGUGCUAUACAAGCGAGCCCUGCUGGCGUCUCAGAGCGUGAACACAGCAACAGUGACGGGGCAGACGAGAUCACAUCUCUCAUACGGACCUCACACUCUCGUGCCAACUCUGCACAAUCUUUCAACGUCAGCCACAGGCCCAGCGCUGUGAACGACGGCUCCUUGAAACGUUCAGAGUCGGCCACUGCUGAGAUUAAAAAAAUGCGCGAGACCUUGCUGCAAAAGCGGGAAAUGCGUAAGAAACAACAAAAUUUCCUAGACGACGAUAGGGUACUGAUAGGAAACAAAGUGAGCGAAGGACACGUUAACUUCACUAUCGCUUACAACAUGCUCACGGGCAUUAGAGUCGCAGUCUCUAGGUGCUCGGGCAUUAUGAAACCCUUGACCCCUCGCGAUUUUCGUCAAACUAAAAAACUUGCGUUUGAUUUCCACAGAAAUGAACUCACUCCAAGUUCCCAAUAUGCAUUCAAGUUCAAAGACUAUUGCCCCGAGGUGUUUAGGGAGCUGCGGGCGUUGUUUGGUCUGGAUCCUGCGGACUACUUAAUGUCUCUCACAUCAAAAUAUAUUCUCAGCGAGUUGAACUCUCCGGGCAAAAGUGGUUCUUUUUUCUACUUCAGUAGGGACUACAAAUACAUUAUCAAGACCAUUCACCAUGCCGAACACUUGCAUCUGAGAAGAACGCUCAAAGAAUACUAUACUCACAUAAAGGAAAACCCAAAUACCCUAAUUUCCCAGUUUUAUGGUCUACAUCGGGUCAAGAUGCCAAUAUCUUUUAAAAGUAAGAUCAAGCAUCGCAAAAUAUACUUUCUGGUGAUGAACAAUCUAUUCCCCCCUCAUUUGGAGAUACACACAACGUUCGACCUGAAGGGCUCAACUUGGGGCAGGUACACGAAGGUCAAUGAUUCCGAGCCUACAGAUGCGGGAGAUGCACACCGGCCAGUUUUGAAAGACCUUAACUGGCUGCAAGAACAGCGUGCCAUACGGUUUGGCCCGCUGAAAAAAAAGAAGUUUCUGCAGCAGCUUGAGAAAGACGUGGAUUUACUCGCGCGGCUGAAUAUCAUGGAUUACUCGCUUUUGCUCGGUAUUCACGAUAUGGAAAAGGGGAAUGACUUGAUAGACGAGCAGAACAUCUUGGCGAAAUUCAGCCCCGACCAAAAUGAAUUGCAGGAGGUGAAGCGUAAGUCGAUGGCAGAACAGCAAAUGCGUCACAAAUCGGCCUUAGCCGUACAGCACUUUUUUCAGCAGGACGAAGGUGGUAUACGUGCCUCAGACGCCUUCAACAACGACCUGGACACCAUAUACUACGUGGGCAUCAUUGACUGCUUGACUAACUACUCAUGCCUAAAGAAGCUGGAGACUUUUUGGCGAGGCCUAAGCCAUGACUUGAAGGUGAUCAGUGCGGUUCCUCCACGUGACUACGGUGACCGCUUCUAUGACUUCAUGGAGGCUUCGGUCAAUAGAGUGCCUCAAAAGAGAUACAAAGAUGAUCCGGAUGCUAAGGAAUAUAAAGACAGUCCCGCCCAUGAUGUAGUCAAUGAGAAAGUCGCAGUUUAA